Penicillium salamii is the source of this 558-nucleotide messenger RNA. The record is from the annotation of a GenBank genome assembly. NCBI's taxonomy places the organism in Eukaryota, Fungi, Ascomycota, Eurotiomycetes, Eurotiales, Aspergillaceae.
AUGAAGCCUCCUUCAGACGCGUUGCGACAUAGCCUUCAGAAGCUUGCUGAAGCAAGAGCAAAUCGCAGCACUACUACUACUCCUACUUCUAGUGUGCCUCCUCCCCCAUACACACUCUCAGUUUCCAGGCCAACCGGCACGCGUACCAUGACCGUGGACCGGUUGGAUGACUAUUACUAUGCUGAAGAACCCAGCCCUAUCACCAUCCAGAUUGACAAUUCAAUCGAUGUGACCGGCAAUGGCAAUCAUGUCAUGCUGCCGUCCGAAUCCAGCACCCCAACCACAAGUGAGGGCAGGAACUCCACCCCCUCACUAGCAGGUGUGAUCAUUGGCGCACUGAGUCGUGCCAAUGCCCUCCGCGACGAGGCAGGAGCAGCACGCCCCAUUAACAUAACGGUCAAUUCUGGGAUGCGGAUUCAUGGCGAAAACAACGUCAUCACUCGCGGUGCCCCCAAGCCUGCCGAGUCUACUGAUACCGUUGGCGGCACCCUGAAGCGCCGUGCAAGCUCGGAGCCUAUGGAGACUGCCCCGGAGACUCAGCGUCGCCGUAUGACUUAA